GCUGGUGCGAGAGUUCGUGGCUCAGAACAACACGUCUCAAAUCAAACACGUGAUCCAGAUCCUGUCGCAGGAGUUUGCGCUCUCCCAGCACCCCCACAGCCGGAAAGGGGGACUCAUUGGCCUGGCUGCUUGUUCCAUCGCCCUGGGCAAGGACUCUGGGCUCUACCUGAAGGAGCUGAUUGAGCCGGUGCUGACGUGUUUCAAUGACGCCGAUAGUCGGCUGCGGUACUACGCUUGCGAGGCUCUCUAUAACAUCGUCAAGGUGGCCAGGGGCUCUGUCCUCCCACACUUCAACGUGCUCUUCGAUGGCCUCAGCAAGCUGGCUGCUGAUCCCGAUCCGAACGUCAAAAGCGGCUCUGAACUCCUCGAUCGGCUUCUCAAGGAUAUCGUGACAGAGAGCAACCAGUUUGACUUGGUAGGCUUCAUCCCACUGCUGCGUGAGAGAAUUUACUCCAACAACCAGUAUGCCCGCCAGUUCAUCAUAUCCUGGAUCCUGGUCUUAGAGUCUGUGCCUGACAUCAACCUCUUGGAUUACCUGCCAGAAAUCCUGGAUGGGCUCUUCCAGAUCCUGGGAGAUAACAGCAAGGAGAUACGGAAAAUGUGCGAGGUGGCUCUCGGGGAGUUCCUCAAGGAGAUCAAGAAGAAUCCCUCCAGCGUCAAGUUUGCAGAAAUGGCCAAUAUCCUGGUGAUCCACUGCCAGGCGGCGGAUGACCUGAUCCAGCUGACAGCCAUGUGCUGGAUGAGGGAGUUCAUCCAGCUGGCUGGCCGGGUGAUGCUGCCUUACUCCUCAGGGAUCCUGACCGCUGUCCUGCCAUGUCUCUCCUACGAUGAUCGCAAGAAGAACAUCAAGGAGGUGGCGAACGUGUGCAACCAGAGCCUGAUGAAACUGGUCAUCCCAGAGGACGAUGAAAUGGAUGAGGCCAAGCAGUCAAUGACCCUACUAGCAGAGCCCACCUCGGAGGAGUCUCUCUCCAAGCCAGAAGCAGCAUCCAGUGACUCUCUGGAUGCGUCCGGUGACUCCAACUUCAGCAACAGCAGCGUCUUCACGGUAACCAGCUGCGAGAGGAUCCAGGUGACCCUGAACCUGGAUGGAAUAGUUCAGGUGCUGGACUGCCACCUUCAUGACACUUCCAUUGGGAUGAUGACCAGAAUUGCAGUCCUGAAGUGGCUCUACCACUUGUACAUCAAGACUCCUCGUAAGAUGUUCCGACACACCGACAGCCUCUUCCCCAUCUUACUGCGGACCCUCUCAGAUGAGUCGGAUGAGGUUAUCCUGAAGGACCUGGAAGUACUGGCCGAGAUCGCUUCUUCCCCAGCGGGACAGACAGAAGGUCAUGGUCCCUCCGACGGCUCCGACGUGCGACCUGGCCCUGUGGAGCUUCACGUCCCGGCCAGGGCCGGCCAGCUGAGUGCCUCCGGUACGAAAGGCUUGGAGUGCUCACCCUCCACCCCUACCAUGAACUCCUACUUCUACAAGUUCAUGAUCAACUUGCUCAAGCGCUUCAGCAGCGAACGGAAACUCCUGGAGACCAGAGGAGCCUUCAUCAUCAGGCAGCUUUGUCUACUCCUGAACGCAGAAAACAUCUUCCACUCCAUGGCAGACAUCCUGCUUCGGGAAGAGGACCUCAAGUUUGCCUCUACCAUGGUCCACACCCUGAACACCAUCCUGCUCACAUCCUCUGAGCUCUUCCACUGCCUGUACCGCUCCUGGUGUCACAACCCCGUCACGACCGUGUCCCUCUGCUUCCUUACCCAGAACUACAAACACGCCUACGACCUCAUCCAGAAAUUCGGGGAUCUGGAGGUCACCGUGGAUUUCCUCACCGAGGUGGACAAACUGGUACAGCUCAUUGAGUGCCCCAUAUUCACGU
Messenger RNA from Cariama cristata (Red-legged seriema), 1871 nucleotides. It is a transcript of the gene VAC14, whose product is annotated as Vac14 homolog (S. cerevisiae). Lineage: Eukaryota; Metazoa; Chordata; Aves; Cariamiformes; Cariamidae. The transcript has 16 exons. The annotation marks the transcript as partial. The record is from RefSeq and is a predicted model, not a curated record. Gene Ontology annotation, cellular component: endosome membrane; PAS complex. Gene Ontology annotation, biological process: phosphatidylinositol biosynthetic process; positive regulation of kinase activity.